AUGGGGGCAUACAGAAGCACUUAUGAGUUCUAUGUGCACCCCACUAGAAGCCAGCAAUACUGGGAGCCAACUGAUUAUGUUAAGCCACUUCCACCCAAGGUGCCAAAGAGGAAAGAUGGAAGACCAAAGAGGAAGAGGAGAAGAGAUGCAACUGAGCAGCAAGUGGCUGAAGGAUCAAGGACAAGGCUGAGAAGAACUUAUCCAGACAUUACAUGCACAAGGUGUGGUUUGACAGGUCACAACUCAAGGGGCUGCCACCGCCAAGGUGUGUCACGUAUGCCCAGGAAUUGGGUUCCACCACCACCUGAGGAGACAGAGAAUGGUGAACAAACUGAGAAUGGUGGGAAAACUGAAAAUGUUGAUGCACAGCCAGGGCUGCAAACUGAAAUUGAUUUGUCUCAAAGUGCACCUAAUGAGAUUGAUGUCUCCCAGCCAAGACAUCCAGUACCUGAGGGAACUUCAAAUGCUCCAGCUGAUCCAAUGCCCACUCCAGCAGCUAGAGGUGGUAGAGCAAGAAGGAGUUCAAGGAGGGGCACAAGAGGUGGUACAGGAAGAAGAGGUGGAAGAGGUGGGAGAUGUGCAAAUCCUGAAGUCAUAAGCCAUCCAACUUCUGAAGCUCCACCUCUACAAAGUCAACCCACUCCAAUUCCCCAUAAGCCUGCAUCAGCUCAUGCCCCAGCCCGUGGACCUGCCCCUAUUGGAUAUGUUAUCUGGCCCAAUGCUCCCACUGGAAUUGUGCAUAGGCCUUCAACAACUGCCAUAAGAGCUCCCACAGGAGGGUAUAGGCCACCCCUUAUUAGAGCUCCAAUGUUUAGGCCUCCACGCCAAUCAAACCCAACUCCUCCCCAAGUCCAGCCAAAUUUCCAAGGUAGGAGGAGUUCACCUCCACCAGGUCCAGGUCCAGUUAAUCAACAGCUCAAUGGAGGCCCUAUGACAUUCAUGCCAACUCCUUCAGUUCCAUGGAGGCCCUAA
Messenger RNA from Lotus japonicus, 972 nucleotides. RefSeq names its product leucine-rich repeat extensin-like protein 5. NCBI's taxonomy places the organism in Eukaryota, Viridiplantae, Streptophyta, Magnoliopsida, Fabales, Fabaceae. The record is from RefSeq and is a predicted model, not a curated record. The transcript is spliced from 2 exons. Bases 1 to 972 code for a protein of 323 amino acids.